Molecule: messenger RNA, 662 nt
Organism: Parasteatoda tepidariorum (common house spider)
Lineage: Eukaryota; Metazoa; Arthropoda; Arachnida; Araneae; Theridiidae
Product: protein Obscurin
Biological process (GO): protein phosphorylation
Molecular function (GO): ATP binding; protein binding; protein kinase activity
Source: RefSeq, a predicted model, not a curated record
UCUGUUUUCAGGUCGAAUCUGGAAAAUAUGAUUUUCUUGAAGACAGAAAUGGUCAAGUUAUUCUUUUCAUCACGAGAAUGGGAGAUGAUGAUAUUGGAACAUAUACUUGCAAAGCAGAAAAUGAACACGGAGAAGCACAAAGAAAAAUACAACUCAUGAUCGCAGAAUGCGAAAAUGAAUAUCAUCUUCUUACAUAUCAACGACCACACAUUGUAAAACCCAGUGAUCGACCGUUUGAAGAUUUCUAUGAUAUCGGAGACGAACUUGGACGGGGAACUCAAGGAAUAACCUAUCACGUUGUCGAACGUAAGAGUGGAAAAAGUUUGGCUGCUAAAGUAAUGCACGGAACAGGAAAACUGAUGGACUUCAUGACGGCUGAAAUGGACAUUAUGAGCCAGCUAAACCAUCCAAGAUUGGUCCGACUAUGGAACGCUCACGAAACGAAGUCCUCCUUAACUUUGGCCCUUGACAUAUGUGGUGGUGGUGAACUUUUACCAAGUAUUAUCCAUCACGGGAAUCUUACAGAGAGUAUUGUGGCUCAUUACAUCAAACAAAUACUCGAAGGACUAAAACACAUGCAUGAGAAAGACAUUGCUCACUUAGGAUUAAAUGUAAGUAAGAACAGAACUUUUAAAAUAGGUCACUGAUAGACCAAACUUUUA